This is a messenger RNA of Xylona heveae TC161, 2116 nucleotides long. RefSeq lists its product as hypothetical. The record is from RefSeq and is a predicted model, not a curated record. Lineage: Eukaryota; Fungi; Ascomycota; Xylonomycetes; Xylonales; Xylonaceae. The transcript is spliced from 4 exons. The coding region runs from base 130 to 1617 and encodes 495 amino acids.
CGUGCUGAAGCGACUCUCGACGACGAAUGUUCGAGACAACGGCUCUUCGUCUUACAGCCAAGCCCCGCCUCCGCCCCCACCUCCACCAAAGAUCCCAACGCCUUCCAAUUCUUCUUCUCCACCACAAACAUGUCAGCGUCGCAGUCCAGUCCCAAGGAUAUUCCUUCGGCCAGGUUCACUGAGCGACGAACAAGCCCACGGCAGAAUGUAGAAUCCGGCUAUACCCGGCCGUCGAAGCCUGCAAGCGCGCCGGUACCAGUCGGCGAGGAGACUACAUUGGAAAAAAUCUGGGGUCGUUUAUUUGACGAAGCCGGCCACCCAACCGCCAGACUAGGGGAGUUUUUACGAGGAUUGGCGGUACACUUGAUUGAGGAUUAUGAGCCCAAGAAGAGUCUCGUCGUUACUCCGGUCAAGAUGGCCAAGUUCUAUGAUGCAGUGCAGCUCAAGGAUGACGUCUUCAACUGGCAGAUGAUCUUCCAGAAGAUGUCGAACUCAGAUAUAUCGCAUCUAUACCGGGAUCUUGGUUGUCAGCACCAUCUCGUACAAGAGCGACAUGAUGAGGCACCCCAUGUACCAGGCCUCACACCUCACGGCUUCGAGCGUUGGAUGACUUUAUUGAUUCAAGUACAGCCAGACGAUGAGCAUGAGCGCUUGGCCAAAGCUGUGCUCAAUAUGCCCAUCAGCAAUGCAGAUAAGCCGACGGAGAGGUUCCCUAAGGAGAUCUCACGCCGCUUAUUUCCGGCUGAGCCUGAUCCUCAGACGAGGGAUCGCUUUGAGCGGACCGUCAAAAUUAACAGCGAGUCGUCUCGGGCGCCGCCAAAGGGAUCAUCGAGCUAUGAAUCACCAUUACCACCACCACCACCUCGAACAUCUGGCGAACCAAAAGUAAAACCAGUUCCUCCGCCGCCAUCUACCAUGCCUCCUGGGUUUGAAGAGCGCGAGCGAAAGCCCUAUGGCAAGACCCCGGCCACUACCAGCCUCUCCUCGGCGCCCGUUUUCGAGACGUCAAUUGACGGUAACGAGACCGAUGCACCGGAGCAGCUAGCACAGCCGCUUGAGCGGGAACGGAAGCCAUAUAGCGCAGCCCCAGGCGGCGGUAAAUUGUACGAUGACACGAUCAAGUCCCGACCUGGACGGGCAAAUUCGACCAGUAGUAAGACUCGACCCGUGCCCAUAAACACUAGUGGCGGAAGAGCAGGGGAAGUUCCCAUUCCUGAAGCCCCUCCGGCACGCAAUUCGACAAGCGCACAUCCUCCACAUCUGGGAGGAGGACAACGUCGUCCACGUACGCCCUCAAUUGGAACUCAUGAUUACCGCCAUUCCGAGGGUGACCUACUUGGGUACCAAGCAACGGUGCCCUUUGAUUUGGAUGAAGACAACAGGCGGUAUGCGCGCGAGGCGGAACGGCGUAACAAUGAAUGGGCGCGAAAGCAAGCGGAAGAGGAAGCGCGUAUAUACGAAAGCCCACGGGACCGCGAACGGUAUGACCGCGCGAGCGACUUCGGCCCGCGAAGGGGUUAUGAAGAUGAUUGGUAUCGUGGUGCAAGUGGUGGCCGGGGCAGUGGCAGUGGCAGUGGCUACGAAUACUCUGCACCCUAUCCUCCAUCGUACCGUUGAUAUUUCUCAAAGCGGCCUAGGUCGAGUGAUUUUGUAUAUGUUCAGCGGUCAAGGGCGAUUAACCAGUUUUCCUUUAUUAAGGUCCUUCAUUGGACUCUGACGAGCUAUUUCUCCGUUGGCGAUGGUUAUGAUGAUAUGAAACAUGGCGUUUAAUGAAUUUUUGCUCCUUCCUCUUUUCCCUUUGAUAUUCGUCCUCGUCGUCUUUGUCCCUUAUUCAUCUGGUGUUGAUGCAAGGUCGAUCAUUGCUGGUUCAAGUCUCGGGGGCAUUGGGCAAGUACAUGGGACAUACGGAACAGAUUAUCAUAUCUUAUACCAUUGCAUUGACUAUCGAUAUUUUAAGACCAUGAUUAUCGUGUGUUAGAAGCUGUCUUCUGAUCAUUUUCGGCGAAAUAUAUGCGUGACGAGUGAAACUUUUGGAGAUGUGGCGUGUGCUUGCUCCGAUGUCGUUGCGGUCGGCAAGUCCCGGGGACUGCACGCUCACCUGAGCGAAAAAGUACUG